AUGCCCGGAAUCAAACGCAGAGUCGACUCCGGCAACGACCGAGAUGGCAAGCGUGCCAAAGUCAAGGACGCCACCGCUUCUUCAGCAGCAAAAGGCAGCAAAAAGAACUAUGUUCCUCCGUCCUUUCAGAAAAAAGGCAUCACUCGCGGUUCUCGCAAGAUGAACAAAGACAAAAAGCUGGCCAAGUCUAGCCAAAAAAAUGGAUCGUCCAAAAAGGUACAGAAGAAGGAGGAUGUCGACGACGACGAGGAAGACGACAGUGACGACUCUGACUCGGUGGACGAUUCAGAUAUCGAGAUGGAUGACGAGCAAGGAGAUGUCGUGUCUGAAGACGAAGACGCCGCCGAAUUGUUGGAAUUACCAGGACAUUGUAUUGACCUUGCUCCUCUAUCUACAGAAAGCUCUUCUCGGGAGUCCCAUGCCAAACAAAGGGCUCUUGCCCAGGAACGCAAGGCGGCCAAACCGAAUGCAGACAUCAUCUCACGAUCGAAGAAACUAUGGGAACGACUCCGUCGCAAGUCUCAUGUGCCUCGCGAUGAGCGCAAGACAUUGGUCGCCGAACUCUACGAAAUUAUCACUGGUCGAGUGAGCGACUUUGUUUUCAAGCACGACUCUGUGCGAAUCAUUCAGACCGCAUUGAAGUAUGCCAGCCCUGAUCAGCGCAAGCUCAUUGCGCGCGAACUCCAAGGCAAGUUUAGAGACCUUGCCGAAAGUCGGUACGCCAAGUUUUUGCUCGGCAAGAUGUUGGUCCAUGGAGACACCGAGAUUCGAGACCUGAUCGUUCCCGAGUUUUAUGGACAUGUCAAACGCCUAAUCAAGCAUCCUGAAGCGUCCUGGAUCCUCGAUGACAUUUACCGUGGCGUUGCUACCAAGCAACAAAAAGCACAAUUGCUGCGAGAAUGGUAUGGCCCCGAGUUUUCCAUCUUCAAGGACACCAGCAAGACUUCAAAAGUGUCGGCCGAUUUAUCUCAAAUCAUUGCCGAAAGCCCUGAGAAGAAGUCGCCAAUCAUGCAACAUUUGUAUGAGCUCAUCAACCAGCUGGUGCAGAAGAAGGCUACUGGAUUCACGAUGCUGCACGAUGCGAUGCUUCAGUAUUUCCUGAACACGAAGCCGGGUAGCUCUGACGCAAGUGAAUUCAUCGAGUUGAUCAAGGGAGACGAAGAAGGCGAUCUGGCCAAGAACAUGGCUUUCACACCAUCCGGCGCAAGACUGACAUGUCUGUGCCUUGCAUACUCUUCCGCCAAAGAUCGCAAGGUGCUCCUACGAUUCUACCGUGAUAUCAUCAAAUUGAUGGCCGGCGAUGUGCAUGCGCACAUGAUCCUCCUGACUGCGUUUGAAGUGGUUGACGACACCAGACUUUCUUCCAAAACCAUUUUCCCAGAGCUGCUCAGCCAGGAUGCGGCCGAGUCGGCUCGCCACGAAGAAUUGUUGAUGCAGGUGAACGACAUCAACGCUAGAAUCCCAGUGUUGCAUUCACUUGUCGGCGACAAGGUCAAAUGGCUGCUCCCGGCUAACGAUCAACAAAUCCUCCAGGAAGUCUUUAAUAUCCGCAAGGAGACUUCUAAGAAAGAGCCAUCUCUUCGUCUCCAGGAACUCGUCAAAGUGGCGAGCCCGGUUCUUCUCGAGUUCAUCGCUGCAUGCGCCGAGUCGUUAGUGGAGACUAGUUUUGGCUGCCAGUUUCUCUUGGAAGUGCUUUUCGGCGCCGAGGGAGACAAGGACGCGGCUCUCAGUGCUGUCGCUCUUGCGGCUAAAUCCAAGGCUGAGACGCAGGACUCGCCCUUUUUGGGGCGAACGCUCAAGUCUCUCGUUCAGGGCGGUCGAUUCAACAGCGCCGAGGGUAAAAUCGAGAAAGUGAGCCCUCCAUUGGGAUUCCACACACUGCUCUACGACACCAUCAAAGACGACAUCAUGGCCUGGGCGACUGGGCCUCAGACGUUUGUUGUCGUGGCACUGGCAGAGUCAGAUGACUUUGAGAAGAAGGACGAACUACUCACGGUUUUGAAAAAGAACAAGAAGGCGUUGGAGAAGGUGGCCAAAGCCUCGCCAGAGGCGUCGUCGCAGCAGCCCAAGAAAGCUAGCCCAGCGAGCAGUGGCGCCAAACUGCUCUUGACGAAGAUUUAA
This is a messenger RNA of Talaromyces rugulosus, 2121 nucleotides long. RefSeq lists its product as uncharacterized. The coding region runs from base 1 to 2121 and encodes 706 amino acids. Gene Ontology annotation, biological process: regulation of translation. The transcript is spliced from 2 exons. Lineage: Eukaryota; Fungi; Ascomycota; Eurotiomycetes; Eurotiales; Trichocomaceae. Gene Ontology annotation, molecular function: mRNA binding. The record is from RefSeq and is a predicted model, not a curated record. Gene Ontology annotation, cellular component: nucleolus.